Molecule: messenger RNA, 2673 nt
Organism: Penicillium lagena
Lineage: Eukaryota; Fungi; Ascomycota; Eurotiomycetes; Eurotiales; Aspergillaceae
Exons: 3
Coding region: 1-2673 (890 amino acids)
Biological process (GO): DNA integration
Molecular function (GO): nucleic acid binding
Source: RefSeq, a predicted model, not a curated record
AUGGCUCCACGCCGUAGCGGACGACCAACCGAUGCAUCGGUAAUGACACCUUUAUCCGAUGAUUCUGUCGAUGACAAUUUACAUCAAUCGAAGCCCCAAAUCUCUACCGAACUAUUGCAGCAGCUUCGUGAGCAGAUCACAAGUGAACUACGCGCUCAGCUAUUAGGGGAUAAGCCCAAUACCCCGCGAAAUAGUGAUCUCAAUGAGGAACGGGAGCGGAUUCGAAAACUGGCGAAGGAAAGGCUUGCAACAAAGCCAAUCCAACUUCAUGGUCGCGACGACUACAUCAAAUGGAGAGAAUCAAUACUUUCUGAUGCGUACAUGAUUGAUGCCACGUAUAUUCUUGAAGAGAAUCAAGAAUCUUCACCCUUUGUGGAUGCCAUCGAUACAACCCGAUGGGAUAAGCAAAACGAAGUUCUUUAUACAAGACUUCUACAAUCCAUGAGCCCACACAUCAAAGCAACCAUCAACUGGGGAGACACUACUAGUGCAGCUGCACUAUGGUCCCAAAUCAAUAUAGUCUAUGGCAUCUCUCUCGCAGAGGAGCGCCUAAUGACGGUCAAAGCGCUAUUGGAUUUAAAUCCGCAAGGCGACUAUGUGAGCAUGAUAUUCGACUACCAACGAAUUAUCUCACGACUAGGGAAAAUGGAUAUGUCCUUCGAUGACUUUUGCCAUGAUUACCUGAUCUGUCUACUUGGCCAAUGGCAGCAGCAUUUCUUACGAACGAAGCUAGAUGAAUUGUAUGCUUGCGGUCGUGGACCGAUCCAGAAUCUCGAUAUCAAGACCUUUAUCAAUCAAUUGGUCGCGAGAGCUCAACAGAGCACCAAAGGGCAAUACCUACCGCAAAAUCCACAAGAAUUCAAGCUUGAGGAUAAAUAUCGGACGAGUCCCCCAAAAACCACAAGGUCAGAUCAGAAGCCGAAAUCUGGAUCACAACCACAGCAGCACUCAGAGCCAAAGAAACAGAAGAAGCUCUGCGAGCACUGCGGUAGAGGAUACCAUAAGAGCACAGAGCUUAUCGUACGGAAUCCGCAGGCGAAUGCAGUUCGCGCGCUCCCAGUGACUCCACAAUGGAUUCUAGAUACAGCCGCUUCAAAGCACAUGACUUCCAGAAAGGAUCUAUUUAUUCAAUUAGAUGAUCCUAAGCCUUCACUGUCUGACCAAUUUGACGAUGCGGGCGGGCGAGUACAUACCGUGGCAGGAUACGGCACUAUACAGAUCAAUAUCGAUGACAUCAAGCUCACCGUGCCAGACGUUCGCUACAUCCCUACAAUUGCUUCGGAUCUUUUGUCAUUUCGCCAAUUAGAUCAGCAGGGAUUCCAAAUUUCAUUAUCUAAUGACUCGCCAAAGCAUUUCCGCUUCCAAUCGCCGGACGGUACAAGAUUCGAUGCGCUUCCGCACAUUGACAAUCAGACCUAUUACCUUGCGAAGCCACAAACCCACCAGCUUAUAGCUAAGGUUACGACUCGAGGGGAGGCUCGUACACGGUCAAAUCUGACGAUCACCACCAGCCCACAAGAGCCUGAUCCCAAGGCUCUCACGAUGACAGAAUGGCAUCAACGCCUAUCACAUCUGAACCCACGCGAUAUCUUGAAGCUCGCGAAAGCUUCAAUCAUCAAGAUCAAAGGACGAAAGACCCUACCGUUCUGCGACGUCUGUAGACAAGCCAAGCAGACUAGACGGAUCAACAAAACUACCGCAUAUAGGGCAACGAAGCCUCUCUCCCGUGUACACAUUGAUAUCGCAGGGGGAGGGCGGACGCUUGCAUGCGACGAUGAUCAGGUCCCUCCGGGCACGAAGGGAAUUCGGUAUUUCGCGCUCAUCACGGACGAUGCCACUAGAUAUCGAUGGAUCUAUUUCCUUCGUAAUCGAUCAGAAGCAGUCGCGGCAUUCGCACAAUGGCUCGAGCACAUGAAAAAUCAAGGUUUCGGUGCACCUGCCUUCGUACGAUCAGAUCGCGAGUUUGUCACAGAAAAUGUCCGACAAUUAUGCCUCAAAUAUGGCAUCAAUUGGGAACCUACACCAGCAGAGUCACCAUGGGAAGAUGGUGUAAGCGAACGGAGCAACCGAACUAUCUAUGAGAAAGCCAGAGCAAUGCUCUUCGAUUCAGGACUUCCUAAAUUUCUUUGGAAGGAAGCCCUCGACUCAGCUAUCUACAUGAUGAAUCGACUCCCUACACGUAUCCCUUUGUACAAUGACCCUACACCAGGUGGGACAACCGCGAACCAUGCUAUCCAGCAAUCGGUCUAUACCACGCCGUACACAGCGUGGACAAAUUCACCUUCAGAUAUCUCCUACAUACGGAAAUUUGGGUCAAUCGCGUGGAUCCAUCUACAUGGUCCGGACAAGCCAAAAGGCAAGGUCGAUGCGCGAGCAAAGAAAACGCGUCUAGUGGGCCAUACCUCGCCUACCAUCGUCCGGGUUUGGGACCCAGAAAAGAAUACUGUGAAGACAGUCAACAAUGCUGUCAUCGACGAACAUUUCGAACCUCCAACGUCUAUCAAUCAAGAGGAUUCUCCGACUACUCCGCCUACCGUCAAAUCGGACGACCAACCCCUUACAGACGGCGAGCUUAUAUCGAUCAUUCAACUCCAAAAUCAUUCAAAGCAGCUACCCAAAGCGCCGAAUCAGCCCAAUGGCGUGCUGCAAUGCAAACAGAAAUCGACCUUCUAA